GGUCCCGCGUGGAGCCGCCGCCGCCGCCGCCGCCGCCGGGGAGGAGGAGGAUGAAGGACAAACAGAAGAGGAAGAAGGAGCGCACGUGGGCCGAGGCCGCGCGCCUGGUACUAGAAAACUACUCGGAUGCUCCAAUGACACCAAAACAGAUUCUGCAGGUCAUAGAGGCAGAAGGAUUAAAGGAAAUGAGAAGUGGGACAUCCCCUCUUGCGUGUCUCAAUGCCAUGCUACAUUCCAACUCAAGAGGAGGAGAGGGGCUGUUUUAUAAACUGCCUGGCCGAAUCAGCCUGUUCACACUCAAGAAGGACGCCCUGCAGUGGUCCCGCAGUCCGGCUGCAGUGGAGGGAGAAGAGCCGGAGGACACAGCCGACGUGGAGAGCUGUGGGUCUAACGAAGCCAGCACUGUGAGCGGUGAAAACGACGUUUCUCUUGAUGAAACGUCAUCGAAUGCAUCUUGUUCUGCAGAAUCUCAAAGUCGGCCUCUUUCCAAUCCCAGGGACAGCUACAGGGCUUCCUCACAGGCAAACAAGCAAAAGAAAAAGACUGGGGUGAUGCUGCCACGAGUUGUCCUGACUCCUCUGAAGGUAAACGGGGCCCACGUGGAAUCGGCGUCAGGGUUCUCGGGCCGCCACGCCGAUGGCGAGAGCGGCAGCCCGUCCAGCAGCAGCAGCGGCUCUCUGGCCCUGGGCAGCGCUGCCACUCGUGGCCAGGCCGAGGUCGCCCGGGACCCUGCCCCGCUCCUGAGAGGCUUCCGGAAGCCGGCCACAGGUCAGAUGAAGCGCAACAGAGGGGAAGAGAUAGAUUUUGAGACGCCUGGGUCCAUUCUUGUCAACACCAACCUCCGGGCCCUGAUAAACUCUCGGACCUUCCAUGCCCUGCCAGCCCACUUCCAGCAGCAGCUCCUCUUCCUCCUGCCUGAAGUGGACAGACAGGUGGGGACAGAUGGCCUCUUGCGUCUCAGCAGCAGUGCACUGAAUAACGAGUUUUUCACUCACGCGGCCCAGAGCUGGCGGGAACGCCUGGCUGAUGAACUGAUCGUGUGGGAAGCCUCUGCCUGGCACAUAACCAGAUUCCAGAUUCCCCGAAGGAAAGCAGGUGAAUUCACUCAUGAGAUGCAAGUCAGGAUCCGACAGGAAAUGGAGAAGGAAAAGAAGGUAGAACAGUGGAAAGAAAAGUUCUUUGAAGACUACUAUGGACAGAAAUUGGGUUUGACCAAAGAAGAGUCAUUGCAUCAGAAGGUGGGCCAUGAGGAGGCUGACAUCAAGAAUGACUUGCAUGUCCCAGGAGAAUCAGCACGGCCACAGCGUGGUCCAGCCACCCGGCAGCGAGAUGGGCAUUUUAAGAAACGCUCUCGGCCAGAUCUCCGAACCAGAGCCAGAAGGAAUCUCUACAAAAAGGAGCCAGAACAAGCAGGGGUCACUAAAGACACACAGUCUGUGGCACCAGACAUCCCCCUCUACAAGGAUGGGGAGGCUGAGAGCGACUCAGCAGAGGCAGGCAGCCCUCAUCUGCCUGACACGGCCUCUGUAGCACCCGAACCAGAGAGUACUGAAUUCCUGACCCAGCCUGUGGCUUCCCGGACGCAGACCGAUCCAGGCGACCUGGCACGUGCCUCCGUGUCUCCAGACAGGAUUCCCAGCUUGCCUCAGGAGACUGCGGAUCAGGAACCCAAGGAUCAGAAGAGGAAAUCCUUUGAGCAGGCGGCCUCCGCAUCCUUUCCCGAAAAGAAGCCCCGGCUUGAAGAUCGUCAGUCCUUUCGUAACACAAUUGAAAGUGUUCACGCCGAAAAGCCACAGCCCACCAAAGAGGAGCCCAAAGUCCCGCCCAUCCGGAUUCAACUUUCACGUAUCAAACCACCCUGGGUGGUUAAAGGUCAGCCCACUUACCAGAUAUGUCCCCGCAUCGUCCCCAUCACGGAGUCCUCCUGCCGGGGCUGGACUGGGGCCAGGACCCUCGCAGACAUUAAAGCCCGUGCUCUGCAAGUCCGAGGGGCGAGAGGCCACCACUGUCAUCGAGAGGCGGCCACCACUGCCAUCGGAGGGGGGGGUGGCCCGGGUGGAGGUGGCGACGGGGCCACCGAUGAGGGAGGUGGCAGAGGCGGCGGCAGUGGUGAUGGUGGUGAGGCCUGUGGCCACCCUGAGCCCAGUGGAGCCCCGGGCACCCCUGGAGAGUGUGCGUCAGAUCUACAGCGAACACAACUACUGCCGCCUUGUCCUCUGAAUGGGGAGCAUAUCCAGGCUGGGACUGCCCUGUCCAGAGCCAGGAGAGAGGACCUGAUUGCUCUCAGAAAGGAGGAGAGCUGCGCACGGCAGAGGGUUCCAGAUGUCCUCACAAGUGGGCUGGAAGAUGCCUCCCAACUCCCCGUUGCUCCCCCUGGGGACCAGCCGUGUCAGGCUUUGUCCCCACUGUCCUCCCAAACCCCAGCCCCGGAGAGAUCAGUUGAGCAGUGUACGUUGCAUCUAGAUGUUAGAACUGAACACGAGUCUGGUACCGCUUCCUUGGGAAGCGAUGAUGAGGAUCGAGGAUCCUCUCUUCCCCCAGAGGGUUGUCCUGUGCAGUCUCUAGUGGGGGAUGUUGUAUUGGAAGGAGGACCUGGCCAAGCUCGAGACCAAGACAGUAUCCCCACCAUGAAGGAUCCUGUGAAUGUGACUCCUAGUUCCCCCACUGAACCACCAUUGGCUGGUUGCCUGCAGGAUAGACUGUGUGAUGAGGAAUUAGGACUUGGUGACUCAUGCCCAUCCAUAAGGGAAAGUGCUACUAGACAAGAAGACUUGACAACUGAGGCCCUGGUCUCUGAUGGUGCUGCUCCUUGGGUGCCUGGCUUGUCAAAGGAUGAGGCAGUGGGACAGCCUGGACCAGACUCUAGGGAACAUGUCCCAUCUGUUGAGCCCCAGGCUGUGGAAGAGUGGGAGAAGGCUGCUCCCCUCAUUCCUGCGUUACCUGGAGAGUUGACAGCUGGGGAGGGGCUAGGCCUCCCUAACCACUUCCCUUUGCUCUGGACAGUGCCACCUCGAGGGAGCACUGAUGACAGCACUGGUAGCGACUGCAAACAGGUGGAAGGUGGAAAGUUGAAAAUCAAUGGAGACUCUGAAGCCCUGAGUCCUCAUGGCGAGUCCACAGACACGGCUUCUGACUAUGAAGGCCACCUGUCUGAGGACAACAGCGAGGCUGACCCCAAUGAGGCCACCGUGGUGAAGAGAGCCUUGGUGGUGGACACAGAUGAGAAACACAGUUGGAACCACUCUGCCUCACUCUCCAAAGUGAAUGGUGACCAGAGUCUGGUUACAAGGACAGACAGCAUGGCUGCUCCUCAGAGCUGGGUGUCUCGUGUAUGUGCAGUCCCCCAAAAGAUUCCAGAUUCCCUGCUGCUGGCCAGCACCGAGUACCAGCCGAGGUUCAUGUCUCUGGGUAGGCCUGGGUCCUCAGUGGAGGCCACUAACCCACUUGUGAUGCGGUUGCUGCAGGGUAACUUGCCCCUAGAGAAGGUUCUUCCUCCAGCCCAAGUCACCGGCAAACCUGAAUCCCCAUGUCUCCUCCUUAUGAAAGAGCAGAGCCUUGGCGGCUCCCUGGGAGUGGGAUCUUUGCAGGAUUUGGCAGAAAACAGUUGCGCAGUUGGCAAGAGCAGCUCCCGUUCUUUAAGAGCUUCAAAGGAGCCUCUUCUACCUGAAAGCCUUGAAGCAAGCACUGGUCUUGCCAGGCUGGAGCCCACCCAGGCUCCUGGAGCACCCCAGAAGAUUUCCAAGACAGUCACAAGUCUAGACUCCCUCUAUCCAGGGACAGAGCUGACGGCUGCCUCUGGGAAAGUAGAAGAAGUGGAUUCCAAAGAGCGGUUCUCUCCUGCUAGUUCGGAAGAUCAGAAGGAAGCCUGUGACAUGUCCCAGUGCAGUAAUUCAAAUGCUGCCCCAGGCAGAAGUCCUGGAAAUCUCACUACCUCGAGAGCCCCUUGUUUCUCAUCUUCAAACGCAAUCUCCUUGGCUCCCGAUCAGAUAGGUCGGGCCCUGGGUAAUCAGAACAGUGCUGGAGGCCAAGGGAAGAAGCUCUUUGGCCCCAGGAAUGAGGCUGCAGCCCUUCCGCAACCCAGACCCGUAGAGCCAAUGCCACUGCCCGCUGAUGCCCCUCCUGGUUUUCCCAGUCGGAAGUUGGGGCCAAGCAAAAACUCUGUGUCCGGUGGGGUACAGACCGCCAGGGAAGACUGGGCUCCAAAGCCACCGCCUGCCUCUGUUGGCAGCAUCAAGAGCGAGAAGACUUUUGGGGGGGGUCCUCUCAAGGCAAAUGCCGAGAACAGAAACGCCACUGGGCCUGGUCCUCGGGAACUAGUGGAUCACUUGCAGGGGAUGCCCUUUGUCCUUGACCUGCCCUUCUGGAAAUUACCCCGAGAGCCUGGGAAGGGGCCUGGUCAGCCUCUGGAGCCUUCCUCCAUCCCCUCCCAACUCAAUAUCAAACAGGCAUUUUAUGGGAAGCUUUCCAAACUCCAGCUAAGUUCCACCAGCUUUAAUUAUUCCUCUAGCUCCCCCACCUUUCCCAAAGGCCUUGCUGGGAGUGUGGUGCAGCUGAGCCACAAAGCAAACUUUGGUGCGAGCCACAGCGCAUCCCUUUCCUUGCAGAUGUUCACUGACAGCAGCACGGUGGAAAGCAUCUCGCUCCAGUGUGCGUGCAGCCUGAAAGCCAUGAUCAUGUGUCAGGGCUGUGGUGCGUUCUGUCACGAUGACUGUAUUGGACCCUCAAAGCUCUGUGUAUUGUGCCUUGUGGUGAGAUAAUAAAUUAUGGCCAUGGGAAAAGUUGUAUAUUUAGUGUGCGUAUUUUGAUAAUGAUUGAUCUUACAUCUAUAUACAGGAUAUCAUUGAUAUAAGAGACUCUGUUUCUCCAGGCAAGAGCACUCUUGCCCCCUCCCUCAAAUUUGUAGUGCUGAAGCCCCUCUGUCACUUACCACCUCUUCUGGGCCUGCUGGCGGGGUUUCCUGCCAGGCACCUCCCUGGGCUGCCCAAGGCCGGCUGGCCAGCUUGAGCUCUCAUGCAGACAGAGCCUGGUGUGGCGUGGGGAGCCUGCCUUGACACCCAGAGGGACUUGAAACUGAAGAAAGAAGGUUGUGUUCUCCAUCAAGGGAACUAACCUACCUGAACUGAGUAGGCAUGUCAGUCUUCCACCGCCCGCUCCCUGCCUUCUUCCCUUUCUGCUACUCCCUCGGGGGGAGCCGAUGGCUGGGGAAGCCAGGACAGGGUUAAAAUCACUCCCAGCAGUGCCCACCAGGGGGCCCAAGCACCUGCUGACCUCAGGGUCACAGUCACUUCUCAGUUGACAGGAGCCAGUUUGACCUUUGGUUCUGUUGCUGAAGCAAAUUUGGGACUUUUCUGUCUCGGUACAGUUCACUGGCCCACAGGAGCUUUUGGAACCUUGAAUAGACUUGCUCGGACAAUGGGGUCGGGCAUAGGGUUGUCUUUCCUCUUAAAAUGCCAUCUGUAGACUUUGUGAGUCAGAUGUCCAGAUGUUUGGCAGGUGAAUUCCUCUGCUUGACACCCUCCCUGUCACUUUGGACUCGAUGGGAGUGGGCAUCUCCACGCACCUGUGUAUGUGAAAGUCAUUUUACAUUUCAAAGCAGUGUGUGUUUCUUAUUUUUAUAUUUUUAACUCUUUAUCCUUGGAUGUAUAAAGUGAACUUUUUGGCUUCUGUAAGUAUGCUCUAUGCACCUCUAAUGUUUUAUCAUGUAUUUAUAUGUUGUACACAGUACUGGCUGAUUCUGUAAAUGGAUGUAUUGUACAGAGAACACGAGUGUCUCUCCCUUAUUAUCCGUCUCCCGCGUCAUCGCAUUAAAGUGGUGUGCUUCUCUCCGCCCGUGUCCGAGCUGCCGCGUGGCCCGGUGCCCUGUCAUGGUUGCCCAGUGGACCCGCCGUGGCCUGCAGGGCCACAGCCAGCCCGCCCGUGCUCUGCCGAGCGGACGUGUCUCGCCCCUCACAUCUCUGCUCUUCCCACCUUCCGCUCGCCGCUCGCUGCCAUACGUGACGAAUCACCGCCACCAGUGUGCAGUGCUCUGGAGUCAAGGGUGAGUGCCCUGGGCAGCCCCACGCAGGCUUUCCAGAUCUGGCUCCAGGGUUCCCGCCUUCAGCAGUAUGUGGGACCCUCUGAUGUCCUUUUGACAGCAGGUUGGGGAAGAAACGGCCACGCCCGCUGCCUGCCUCUCCCCACCCUCCCCAACCCACGUCCAGCACAUAGACGUCUCCGUAGUUGUCGUCCCCUGCCUUACUUCUUACACGUCGACUCGUUAAAGAGUCGAGAGCCCUCCUUUCUGACUUUGGUCUCCCUGUGUGAGUGCUUCUGGGUGAAGUAGAAAAUUGGUGUGACCUCAGCAAGUCUCGUUUCACCUGAAAGACCUCUCCCCUGACCCCCAUUUCAUCCACUGUGGCAUUUUUGUCGUCGGAAGCAUGGGUGAGAAGAUGGCAGUCACAUGGUGGUGUUAAUGUGGUAUUGGCCAAGUCCGAGUUGUCAACUUUCAGAGUCUGUUUACCAAAGACAGGGAGCAGAUCCUCUUCUUCCUUCUGCUGUGACCUUUGGCAGCCUCUAGGCUACAGGUGGAAACUGGUCUGGUCUGUGGGGCUGCCCAGGGAAAGCACUGCUCUUGUAUGUCUCUUGUGGUUUUGGAAAAAUAAACCUGUACAGCCUGC
Messenger RNA from Callorhinus ursinus (northern fur seal), 6656 nucleotides. The record is from RefSeq and is a predicted model, not a curated record. NCBI's taxonomy places the organism in Eukaryota, Metazoa, Chordata, Mammalia, Carnivora, Otariidae.